AUGUCCCCCGUCAAGGUCUUCCUCACUGGUGCUACCGGUUAUAUCGGUGGAGAAGUCUUACACACGAUCGUCAAGGCCCAUCCAGAUUGGGAAAUCACCGCUUUAGUCCGCACUCAAGAGAAGGCGGAUCUAGUGUCGAGCAAAUACCCAAACAUUCGCAUCAUUCAGGGAGAUUUGGACUCGGUUGAGCUCAUUGAAGACCAGGCCAAGAACGCCAAUAUUGUGUUCAACUGUGCCAACUGCGACCAUGUCGCGUCGGCCGAGGCCAUCGCUCGGGGUGCCCGACAUCACACUGCCGACCAGCCAUUGUGGCUGAUCCAUACCUCGGGCACAGGUAUUCUAACCAUUGAGGACAAACGUGCAGGCACGAUGGGAAUUGAACGACCCAAAAAAUACGACGACUGGGAGGGAAUCAGCGAGAUGAUCAACUUCCCUGAUGAUGGUAUUCACCGAGAUGUCGACAAGAUUGUCAUCAACAUGGGGAGGGAGAGCCCAGCCAGUGUGCGCACGGCAAUUAUUUGCCCUCCCACCAUCUCGGGACCUGGCCGGGGCCCAGUGAAAACUAAGAGUAGCCAGGCGUACCGACUCAGCGCCAUCGUCCUGACUCGUGGCUCAGGAUUCCUUAUUGGCAAGGGCGAGAACAUCUGGCACGAAGUUCACGUCCAAGACUUGAGCAACCUCUUCCUUACUCUCGGAGAUGCCGCCAGUCAGGGCGGUGGCAAAGCAACGUGGAACGACGAGGGCUAUUAUUUCGCCGAGGACGGAUCUUUUAUCUGGGGUGAUAUUCAGCGCGAAAUUGCAAAGCAAGCCCACGUGCAGGGAUUCAUUGAUUCUCCCGAUGCGAAAGAGUUGGAUAUCGAGGCGGUGAACAAGAUCUCUCCAACCGCCCACUACGCCUGGGGCUCGAAUUCACGCGGACGCGCGAUUCGCGCUCGCAAGCUUCUAGGAUGGGAGCCCAAAAUGCCAAAGCUGAUCGACAUGAUUCCUGAGAUCGUCGCUCUGGAGGCCAGGGAUUUGGGCCUGCGUUGA
This is a messenger RNA of Penicillium oxalicum, 1029 nucleotides long. Its product is annotated as putative nucleoside-diphosphate-sugar epimerase. The transcript is spliced from 3 exons. The record is from RefSeq and is a predicted model, not a curated record. NCBI's taxonomy places the organism in Eukaryota, Fungi, Ascomycota, Eurotiomycetes, Eurotiales, Aspergillaceae. Bases 1 to 1029 code for a protein of 342 amino acids.